UGGUUAACCACGUCAGGAGGACGAAUGUCAAAUUCAACGGAGUGUGACACUAUGAAUCUAGUCAACUACAGACCAAUCAAAUUGCCUGAACAUAUGAUUGCUCAAUUGCUUAAAGAUCGAUAUGGAAUGGAACUGAUCGAUUUUUCCGAACUCAUCAGCUAUGAUGAUCGCAAUUACUUUGUCCAUGUCACCAGUAAACAUGACAACCCUUAUGUUAAAAAAAUCGACUCAAAUGGAUAUCUGUUAAAAAUUUUCAAUGCGGAAUUUUCGAAGAAUGAAAAUUAUUUUGAUGGUUUCUAUUCUUUAAGUGACCAUGUUCGCAAAAGUGGAGUACCAACUCCAGAACGAAUAACCAACAUAAAUGGCAACUUAAUGUCCUUGGAGGAAAUGCCAACAGAUGCGAACAACAUUGCUGACAGUAGAAACUUGCAACACAUGGUUAUACUUCAGACAUUUCUUCCCGGAGUAGUCAUUAGCAAAGUUCCACUGAUUCCCAGUCUCGUUUAUCAAUUUGGGAAGCUAAUUGGCUCAAUGCACAAUUCAUUAAAGGAUUUUCAUCAUUCGUAUUUCGACCAAACUACAACCAGCAGCUGGAGUCUAACCGCUGUUCCAAGACUUAAGGAAUAUGCUGCUGCUAUUGAAGACGAUAGUGAUCGAAAUCUAAUAACAGAUAUUGUUGAUGCAUUCAUUGAAGAAAUCAUUCCUGCCAUGCCAAAAUUUCAACAAGGUAAACUCACCUAAUAUUAAC
Octopus bimaculoides (California two-spot octopus) is the source of this 748-nucleotide messenger RNA. RefSeq names its product hydroxylysine kinase. The record is from RefSeq and is a predicted model, not a curated record. Lineage: Eukaryota; Metazoa; Mollusca; Cephalopoda; Octopoda; Octopodidae. Gene Ontology annotation, molecular function: amino acid kinase activity.